Messenger RNA from Asterias rubens (European starfish), 3563 nucleotides. Its product is annotated as transcription factor RFX4-like. Gene Ontology annotation, biological process: regulation of transcription by RNA polymerase II. The record is from RefSeq and is a predicted model, not a curated record. The coding region runs from base 156 to 2591 and encodes 811 amino acids. Gene Ontology annotation, molecular function: DNA-binding transcription factor activity, RNA polymerase II-specific; RNA polymerase II cis-regulatory region sequence-specific DNA binding. The transcript is spliced from 17 exons. NCBI's taxonomy places the organism in Eukaryota, Metazoa, Echinodermata, Asteroidea, Forcipulatida, Asteriidae.
UGUGCUUCGUGUUUUUUUCAACGAAUUUUAAGAAAUAAAGUACAACCAAUUUCGGAGGAAACCUGGAACGUCACAAGGCUCAAGUUAAAAGAGGCCACACAAUGACGUAAAGUGCCAGCCAUAAUUCCUACCGAUGUGUAACGGCGGACAACUAAAUGUUGGCUGAUGCUGCUGGAGAUCACAUGGAUUCAGAAGAAGCUCCCAAAAUAAUCAAACAAGUGAUUCCAGCUGAUGACAGAGUUGAGUCAAACCAGGAGAAUUUUGCCGUCCUUGACUCCAAAGCUAGAGAACCAUUUCCGUUUGAGCCAAACAGGUUGCAAGCUCUUCUGACUUUACAGUGGUUGUCUCAGCAUUACGAAGCAAUCGCAGGAGUGUCGCUGCCACGCUGUCUGAUAUACGCGCAUUAUUCUGAUUUCUGCUUCAAGAACCAGUUUCCCCCAGUGAACAGUGCUAGCUUUGGAAAGGUGAUCCGUCAGGUAUUUCCAGAGCUACAAACACGCCGUCUAGGCACACGAGGGCAGUCUAAGUAUCACUAUUACGGCAUCCGUGUCAAGGAAUCUUCACCUUACUUUGGGGUCUUCUUGGAGUCUCAGAGAGUGUCGCCAGCAAUCUACAGAUCCUCCUCACGGACUCCUCAUCUGCCAUCGCACGCUCAGUGGGAACAUCACUCCAUGAUUACAGAACAGUCCGAUAACCCAAACUCAGCAAUGACUUCUAUUUCAACACUGCUGCCAGAGUUCCCGACGGCAGCACAAACUCAGCCAUGGGGUAACCUCUCUUUUGAACAGGUCGAUUCUGUUAUAUCCGAGUACAGAAACCACUGCCAGGUUCUCAUUGAGCACAUUGUAAGAGGAAAACUGGAAGAGGUUCCCAAUGCAGUGCAUCGAUUCUGGAAGGAUUUGCCAGAGUCGACCCAAGCUAUCCUACGGAGCGACUGUAAGAAACUUUCUGACCUGAUUGCUGUGUGUGACAACAUCCUGUAUCAGAUAAUCGUCAAUGUUCUUAUACAGGGCACCGUGCAUCAACUUCCUCCAAGCUUGCUUCAAACUGUUCGCCACUUCUCCUGCACAUUCCAAAAAGUUGUUGAGGAAUCCUCCCCCGCCUUUUUCGAGUCUUUGCAUCUCAGACGAAUGGAAGUCGCAAAGAGAUUUUGUCAUCUUCUGAAGAGGAAAACAUCUUUGUCUCAUCUUGCUCAGGCAACUCGUACUGUGCUGAAUACCAAAGUGACCGUGACCCAGAUGUGCCAUGACUGGCGGAAGAGGACGGAGCAGAACACUGUGUGCUCCCAGCUCAUGUGGACAAUACCGGGAAGCUCACCAAAUGUCAAGACAACGGUCAAGAAAUGUUUUUCUGAGUUGGCGCGGCUUUUGGAAAAGCAUGCCAGUGUUGAGGACCACAUCAGAUGGCUGCACUCAGUAAGAAGUAAAUGCCUGAAGAUGGUUGGUGAUGAGGAAACUGCGAAGGAAACUGCAGAAAGAAACUUCCUGCUGCAGUGGUCUUACGUCUGUAAUCUUCUUAUUCGAGAUCAAACUCUGAGGAGUGCAACGAGCUUUGGCUCCUUCCACCUUCUGCACCUGUUAUACGAGGAGUAUCUACUCUACAUGGUUGAUGUCCAGCAGAAUCAGAAGAAAGAGAGAGCUCUCUGGAAGAAGCUGUUUGAUACAGAUACAGACGUUCCCAGCUAUUUCCUAACCUCAUCCAACACCAGCGACUUUGAGACUCCAAAAGGUCUUCCCGACGCGCCUGAUCGUCUGUACCACUUGGCUCCCACAUCCCUCCUGCCCCCCGCUCAGCCCUGCCGAGUGUCCCAUGAGUACGCCACUGGUCCAAGAGAGACCCAGUAUUUGUACCAACCAUUUGCGACAACCUCCUCCGGGGGACUAUACAUCAAACCGUGUGCAUCAACAGCGAAAUGCCCAACUCCUAGUAGCCCAGUUAUCGAGAAAAGAGUAUCCAUCACGUCCGGACCGUCACCCACAGCUCUUGCCCCUGCUACCCCUCCGGGAACCCACACUGGGUACAGUGCAACAACAUCCUCAAUGUUUCUGAGCCAGACACAGACCACUCCAAAGAUGCCACACAAGAGGGACACGGAGUUCCUCAGUAGCAGCCUCCAGUGUCGCAGCCCAAGCAUCGCAGCCGUACCUCAUGGUCCUGUCACACUCCUAGGCUACCAGCAGCAAGUGGUAACGCAACCACAGCACCCUACUGCCGUACAUGACGUUAUUACCAAAUACCAAACCAGGAAUGAACCCCCCCCUCUCCAGCCGAUCAAACAAACCCACCUUCAAGAUGUAUCGGGCAAGAAGAACCUGUUGACUGGGCCACAACAUAAAUUGCUUGCCACAAAGAUAAUUAAGGCUGUUCCAAUUCCGGGCGGUACUCCAAAAGCAACGGCAGAGUCAAAGCAGAAGCCACUUUCUUUCCAGUUCUCUAUAACGACAAACCAGAAACUCAACCUAGCAAAGGGACAGAUGUUAACGACGACAACUGGCGAACGCUACCUGAUCAAUGAAGUCACAUCGUCUACAUAUGAAGGGGACGGUGCAGCACAGGACAAAAGUGUGGAUGGAGGUCAACAGGGGAAGUAAAAAGAAACAACCAUGGUUUGGAAUUUGUGAUAACUAUCGAGUCUCACACUGAAGUUUUGUAUUGGAUGCAAAUGUGGAAAACAAUUUGAGAGGUUCUGCAAAACACAACACUCAACCUGUGAGAGUUUCCACAAGAAUUUCUCGCCCAAUCCGACAUAAAGUUUUGUAUUGGUUGCAAAAGUGAAGGUGAAAUGAAUCGAUGGAAAAUAUUCAAGUGAAUCUACAAAACCAUAGUACUCAGUCCCUCAGCCUGUGAGAGUCUCCACAAGAGUUUCUCGUCCAAACCGACAAGUUUUGCAUUGGAGGUGAAAUGGAUCGAUGGAAAAAGUAGAUUCAAGCAGAACUACAAAAACACUCAACCAGUGAGAAUUAGUCACAAAAUGACUCCAUGUGAAGAGGAGAACCGCCAUGACCUUUUGGAAAAAAAAAAAAAAUGUUCUUGCUUCACAGCUAUAAGUUACAACGGCAAAUGCUGUAAUGUGCUGGAUGAUUUGAACACAGAUGCGUAAAGCGAGGCUUCUGGGAGCUACUUCAAUUUAGAACCGACGUCCGUUGAUAUGAAAAGAACGACAAAGAUUGAUAAAGGGGAUAGCCUAUGUUAGAUUCCUGAACAAUGAUUUCUGAAAACAGUGAACUGGUUAUCAAGCUAACUAAUGUGAAUUUAGAGUGAAGUUCAUUUUCUUAUAAAAAGUUGUGUUUACAUUGUUACAUUUUACAAACAAAAAAACACUGUUUCUUAUUAUUUCCUCUUUUUGCAAGUUAAGUGUUUGAAAUUUUUAAAUUUUCUACUUGUUGAUUAAGUUCCUGAAGGAGACGUCGUAGUAAAAUACUAUGGAAAGAUUUGGUAAAACUAGUAAAACAAUGACUCAAAGUGACUAAUUGCUUGAAUUCUUGGCUUUGAUUCUUAUCUGAGACCCUUAAAUUUAUCAAAAAUGUACACAAUUUAUUUCAUCUUUUCAUUAAGUUGUUCAU